UAACUCAUUUUAAAAUAUGAAAAUUUGUGUAAUAUUGCUGGUGAUAUCGCUGUCCGCCCUUUCCGACGCUGCGGGGCGUGGUCGGAGUCACAGUGUGACUUGGGGAGUCAGAACCUACAGGGACAUGCACUUACGGCGGGAGAUCAUAACGGAAAAGUCCAAGUUCCUGCGCGUGGUCACAAGGGAUUAUGUGUUUAAUCAAAAAAAACUACCGCGCACCAUCACACAGAUAGUGAUUACGGAUCAAGUUAGGGACGGAAAUGGGGGCUAUGCAUACUUAACUGCUGGUGGACCGCAAAGCACUUUCGCUAAAAUUCAUUUGAAGAGUCAACGCAACGAAGGUUUCAGCUUCAUCAUCGACAUCUAUGGCAUUUAAUCAGAAAUUUUCCUGCUUUUAAUGAUAUUCCACUCCAUGCUAGGCUCCCUACAGAUAGCUUGUUUAUUUAAUGGCCAGCACAUAUUUACAUAUUGAAUAUAUAUCCGCAAGCGCACUUAUGUUUCUGUAUUUAUAUGGGCAUACAAUUGACACAGGCUAAAUGAACUGCAGCUAAUAUACAGUUGGCGAACGAUACAUAUAGGGCUACUGAUUGAUCUGCGGUUGGAGCGAUUAAAUUUUGGUUUUGUUGGGGAGGGGAUUUUGAAUUUAAUGCUGCUUUUAUUCAUGACAUAAAACGCUAAACAAUUGAGGAUAAACCCAUGCGGAAACCACUGCUUAUUAACUGCAGGUUAACAUAUCAUUCAAUCACUAUUUUGUUGUUAUUUAUUCUCUACUUUUCACUCAAUAUUUGUACCCAUUAUGCUCAGUUAUUGACUAAUACAUCAAAAUAACAAAUAAAGUCUACACCUUUUUUGUAUUGCCUUCCGGAUUGGCAAAGAGCCAAUUUUGAAGGUUAUACGCAAAGUAAGUGGUGAGUUGUGUGAGGGCAGUUUUCACCACUCGUAAUUACCCAGCCAUUUCGACUAACGAGGCAAGUGCAAUUUUCGGUUGGGCAAAUGGGGAAAAUAUAACCCGCAAAAGCCUGUGAAACCCUUGGUAGGCAUUCAGGCAUUCAGGCAUCCAGGCCCUUUGCCAUUUAGCAAAUGUCAGGCACUUAGCCUCGCAACACCCCCUAAACCACCAGAAAGUCCUAAAAACCACCUACCAACCACCCAUCUUCGAUGCGAUGCCAUCACCGAGUAUGAAAGUCAAACAAAUCCAAUCAAUGUUACGCAGACACAUGUGCAUAUAUAUAUACAAAUAAAUAUAUAUAUGUAUAUAUCUAUGGCCGUACGUAUGCCUGCAUAUAUGCAAAUUAGCUGGGGUUAUAAAAUGUAAUGUAUUGGCUGUAUCCCUCGGCUACGGGAAAUCAACCAUUGAUGCGUGUAUAUACGGGGAAGUGAGGAUACCAUCAAUCGCAACGAAUUAAAAUUUUAUUAUGCCAUAUUCCCCAAACGAGCGGAGAAGGUCGUCGGCGCUCGUAUCUUUUAUGGUUUUCGAUUGUAAAUGGACAAAAGUCUUCCAAGCAGCUGGGCAAAUGUGGGUUAACAGGUCCUGGGUCCUCUCCUCUUGGACCCAAAGGUGCAACGAGUUGCAGUAGUGGCAUUUCUGAUUGACGGGCAUUUUGCAUACGAGCUGGCAUUUGGUCGGGAUGAGGAUCUCACGCAGCACCCUUCGGCGACCUCAAACGCCAGUCAAUGCCAGAGCAGCAAGCUUAAGCAAUAUACCACCCAAGUGAGCCAGGUGAGCCAGGUGAGCGAGGUGAGCUGCCAUUCCAGAAAGCAGUGGAGCAAACCGAAAGCCAUACAUUAUGCAGGUUGUUUGUUAUCGUUCGAUAAAGUGUAAAUUAUGGGAAUGUUGCCAGGCAGCCAGGUCAGGUCCCACCUGACCAUGCCCAUCUGCCCACCUGCUCAACUUUUGCAAUAUAAUUUCUGAUAUCUGUAAUGUGUGUCUUUGGUGCGUAGUGUGCUCAGUGGUCUUGAAGUUUGCAUUGUUAAUCGAACAAACGGCAUUUGCAUGCUCGCAUUUGAGUAAUUUAUGCUGAGCUCUGGAAUGCUUUUUAAUUGCCCGCCCAGAUGUUCGAUAUUCAGGGGCUGUCACAGGUCAUAGGCCAUGGGAAACUGAGUGGAAACAUCACAAGGACUGUCAAUCGCAACUGGAGGGUCUUAUGCAGAUUUCCAUUUGACUUUUGCCGCACACAAAGCAAAGUGUUGACCCCAGUUUCGCUGCUCACUGCUGUCACAGUCACAGUCACUUCCUUGUCUUCUAUGGCAACAAAAGACGUUUCGUCGCCUCGUCUCGUUCAUUUCACAGCCAAUUUUGUGCAUUUUUUUGCUGUCCUCUUCCAGCUGGAUCCUUGGCUUUUUUCACCACUCAUGUCCCUGCUGCCACUUUCUGGCCCUUUGUCCUGCGUGGAAAGAAAGUGUGAAAGCAGCAGGCGAACGGAUUUCUGUUCCCGUUUCACCAGGGACUUUUGUUUUUCAAUUGCCAUUUGCCAUAUUUGCAGCAAUUGUUUUCGUUUUCUCCAGCAGUAAAUGCGAUUGCAGCAAGUGAAUGUUGUUGUAUGGCACUGCUUACAGUCUGCACUGAGGAAAAUCGACAUUCCAGCCAUAUAAAAAUAAUGUUAAAAUAUCUAAAAUUUGAUAUAUACGCGUAUAAUUUUAA
This is a messenger RNA of Drosophila elegans, 2641 nucleotides long. Its product is annotated as probable salivary secreted peptide. The record is from RefSeq and is a predicted model, not a curated record. Bases 17 to 376 code for a protein of 119 amino acids. NCBI's taxonomy places the organism in Eukaryota, Metazoa, Arthropoda, Insecta, Diptera, Drosophilidae. The transcript has 2 exons.